This is a messenger RNA of Hansenula ciferrii, 3402 nucleotides long. RefSeq names its product Mlo127p (gene MLO127). Lineage: Eukaryota; Fungi; Ascomycota; Saccharomycetes; Phaffomycetales; Wickerhamomycetaceae. Gene Ontology annotation, cellular component: nucleus. The coding region runs from base 1 to 3402 and encodes 1133 amino acids. The transcript has a single exon. Gene Ontology annotation, molecular function: nucleic acid binding; protein binding. The record is from RefSeq and is a predicted model, not a curated record.
AUGUCGUUUGUGGUGAACACAGUGGUGGAACCGAAUGAAGUGGUGGAUAUAUUGGUGGCAAAGCUGUUGGGAAACACAGAAUUAUUGGUGAUUGCAAAGAGAAACUCAAUAGAAUUAUAUUCAUUCGAAUUGGAAAACAAGGUUGAACUACAGAAUAGUUUUGAUAUUAAUGAACAUAUCUUGGAUGUUAGGCUUAUAAAACUCUUUGAUGAUAAAGAAUUUCUUGUUUUGGCUACUGCUUCAAAUAAAUUACUGAUUAUUGGUUUCAAUUCGCUUAGUGAAGGUUUCGUACUGGAAGAAAUCAAAUUGAAAGAUGAUGAAGUAUAUCUCACGAUUCAACAAGGUACAUUAGGGAUUGAUCCUUCAAAUCAAUAUAUUGUUGUUUUCACAAAUGAAGGAUUACUGGUGACUUAUGAAUUGGAUCAGAAAGUUUCAAAAUUAAACCUCAACACAUAUUUACAUCAAAAAAAGAAGAAGAAACAAUUAUUCAAAAAACCAAUAGUAUCAUCAUUUCCCAAACACAAAAGAGAAACAAGAGAUCCUAUGCUUGUGGAGAGAUUGGUAUUGCUGAAUGAUAGAGAAUAUUCAUAUAUUUCAGUUCUUUAUAGAGAUGAUUUAUUCCAAUAUUAUUUGAAGACAUAUUCCAAAGAGAACAAUAAACUAGAUUUUUGGAAUAAAUUGAAAUUACCAGAUACUAUUAAACCAAACGUUGUAUUACCUGUGCAUGAAUUAGGUACAUUCAUGAUGAGUAAAAAUGGGGUAAUAUUGAGCAUUGCACCAUAUUGGAGCAGGAGUAGUUUCUUAGAUGAUAAAAAUCAAAAUUCAACUAUUCAUAUAGUAAAUGAUGAUCAACAAACUUAUAUUCAAAAAAAAUUACCAAUGGGAUCAACAUGGGAAAUUAAAUCUGCAACAAUAAUACCCACGAAUGAUAAUGAUGAUUCUAUAAAAUUCAUUUUGGUUACAGAGACAGGUGAAUAUUAUAUUUCAGUUUUCAAAGCUGCAAAAGAUACAAUUACUGGUGAAUUAUAUGUUGAUUCUUGGACUUUACAUAAACUGGAAGGUCAAUUCCCAGAAUCCCCUUCAAUAAUCAAAUUAUUGAAUAAUUCAAAUCAAUUUAUUAUAAAAAAUUCAUCAUCAAUUGAAAUCAAACAAUUACAUUCAGAUUUCUCAAAAUUUAAUACAUCACAAUCAUGGAAUAUAACUUCAUCAAUUUUAGAUUUUAAUAUUUCAGGAACGACAUUACCCAAGAUUCAAAUAUGUGGUGGAUCAGAUUUACAUACAGGGUUUAUCAAAACUGAAUUCAAUGGAUUUGAAACGAGUUUAACCUCGAUAUUUGAUAAUUUUAAUGAAAUUCAAGGUGUUUUAAAUAUUUGGCACAUUGAUGAUAAAAUUUUAAUCAAUACUUUGGAAGGCAUUCAUAUAUUUGAAAAAAAAUUUGGAGGAUAUCAUAAAUUUUCAAAUGAUUUUUAUGGAUUAACAAAUAUCAAUGGUAAUAUUAUUGAUUUAGGUUUUACCCAAGGUAAAUUAAUUGUCAUUACAGACCAAGGUAUUUUCCAAAAUGGAAAACAAAUUCAAAAAUUAAAUAUAUCAACUGGGAAAAUUUUAAAUAAUUUGAUACCAAUCUAUGUAUCUGGUUCAAACUUAUAUUAUAAAAAUGAAAAAUAUCCAGUAACUGAUGAUGUUUCAGUCUUGAAUAUUUUCCAAGAUAAUAAAACCAUUCAUAUACUUAUUGGACAUUGGGAUGGUUCAAUUGAAAUAUUUAUUAAUGGUAUCAAGAAAACAUUUAAAAAAUCAAAUAUGGCUAUAAAUUCAGUAUUAAUUAAAAAAAUUGGUUCAAAUUUAAAUUAUAUUGUUGGUGAUGUUGAAGGUAAUAUUAAAAUAAUGAACUUAACUGAUACAAUAAGUAUUUUAAAUAUUGGUGAUGCGCCUGUUACAAUUGUUGAUUAUGAAUCUAAUUCUAUAUUAGUUUAUAAUGUUGAAAAUUUGAUUAAAAUUGAAUUUGAUAAUGAGACAGGUGAUUUGUCAAAUCGUGGUUAUUUAAAUGUUGAAUCACCAUUAUAUUUAAAUUAUUAUCCAGAGUUAGAUCAAAUAUGGGGGGUUAAUGAUAAAGGAUUAUAUCAAAUAUCAAUGGAAAAUUCAUCUAAACUUUUAACAGAUGACACAAAAUUGAACAAAUUAGUUAGGAAAUCAAUUAAUUUUAAGAAUUUCUUACACCUAAGUUUAUUUCUAAUCAAUGGUACCACGAUAAAUCCUAAAACAAAUGAAGAAACUUGGAAUUGUGAAUUACACGUUAUAGAUAACAAUAAUUAUCAAACCAAAUGUAUAUAUAAAUUCCCUCCAGGUAUUGAAAUAACAGAUGUUGUUAAUACUCAAUAUCAUAAAGAAUUAAUUGAUACAUAUGAAGAAGAACCAAUAGGGUUAGCAAUGGAGAAUAUUUUUUCACAAUGUUUUAUUGUUUCAUGUUCAUAUACAAAUCAAGAUGAUAUAGGACCUUCAUUAAUGUUAUUUUCAGUUGAUGAAUUUGGUCAAUUACAAUAUCAAUGUUCAUCUCCAAAGAAUCAAAAAUAUUCAUUUCAAAGUUUAACAAAUCAUGGGAAUAGAAUUAUAAUUGGUGUUGGAGAUUCAAUUGUUGGGUAUAAAUUAGAUUAUUCUAUAACUGAUUCAAAAUUUUCAUUGAAAAAGAUAACUGAUGUUUAUAAGACUCGAUAUUUUACAUCACAUAUUAAAAGUUGUGGUUCUGAAAUUGUUGUUGGUGAUUUAAUCCAUGGUGUUUCUAAAUUAUCAUUAAAAGUUAAACCAAACAGAUUGGAUGAAGAAGAUAUGAUUUUCCAAUUUGAAGAAAGUUUACAAAAUUUAGAACAAGUUCAUUUUUUAACUGGGUUAGAAACUUGGGGAAAUUUAAUUAUAACUUCAGAUUCUUUAAGAAAUAUUAAAAUCCAAUUUGCGAAUGGUGAUGAAUGUUUAUUAAUUUCUGAAUUUAAUUUAGAUGAUCAAAUUAAUUGUAUUAGAUUUAUAAAUAAAGAUAAAACAGUGAUGGAUAAAAUUAAUCAAGUUUUAAUGAGUGGUAGUAUGAAUAAUGAAUUAGAUGAUAUUAUAACAUUAUUUGUGCUUGGUUCUAUAAAUGGUGGAGUUUAUUUAAUUAGUAUAGUACUUGCAGAAGAUUUAUCCAAAAUUUUAAAAGAUUCUCAAGAUUUAAUAAUUAAAUCAAAACAUGAUAAUUUAAUUAUUAAUGAUACGUCAUCAGAUGGAAAAUUGAUUGGAUUUGAACAAUUCAAGAGUGUUAAGGGAACAAGACAGACAUUAGAUCAUUCAUCAAUUGGGUUUAUUGAUGGUGAUUUGAUUAAGAAAUAUGAUGAUGAUAUAUCUGGGAAUUUAGUUAAAAGUAAAUGUGUACUACUAUGA